Messenger RNA from Ipomoea nil (Japanese morning glory), 619 nucleotides. RefSeq names its product LOB domain-containing protein 4-like. The transcript has 3 exons. NCBI's taxonomy places the organism in Eukaryota, Viridiplantae, Streptophyta, Magnoliopsida, Solanales, Convolvulaceae. Bases 31 to 462 code for a protein of 143 amino acids. The record is from RefSeq and is a predicted model, not a curated record.
UACGUUUUAUUAGUAGGGCAGCAUAGAAGCAUGAAGGAAUCUGCAGGUAGAAAACAAAGUGGGGUUUCUCCAUGUGCAGCAUGUAAACUGCUUAGGAGGAGAUGCAGCCAAGAUUGUGUUUUUGCUCCUUAUUUCCCAGCUGAUGACCCUCACAAGUUUGCCAGUGUGCAUAAGGUCUUUGGUGCUAGCAAUGUCAACAAGAUGCUACAGGAGUUGCCGGAACAGUGGCGAGGCGACGCUGUGAAUUCGAUGGUGUACGAGGCAAAUGCCAGGGUUAGGGACCCCGUGUACGGUUGCGUGGGCGCCAUUUCAUCUCUGCAGCAACAAAUUGACCUCCUCCAAACACAACUGGCAAUAGCCCAAGCUGAGAUGGUCCACAUGAGAAUCCGGCACUUCUCUCCCAUGUCCGCCGCCGCCGACAACACCGCCAUGGACUCAUCGGAAAAUGCCUACGAUGUCUAAGACUACGUAACCACUGCAUGCACAAUAUAUAUUUAUAUGUAUAUAUAGGUCUAUUCUUAGGCUCUUAGCACGGUCCAUGGUGGUAGGCCGCCAUGGCCAACGUAGACGAGUCUAGCUUUGUCUUCGUCGUCAUCAUCAUCAUAUAUAUAUAUUUAUC